CAACCGAAAAUAGACUUUGGGGUUUUUGGAACAUUGCCGGGGCUGUCUCAGCUGCGCAGAUAUAUCGGCAGCAGUCGAUUCAGUCACGCAACAAUGUUCCAAGCAGCAGCAGGUCGAUCGGGAUGGCAUUUGUUGGUGAAGAAGAAGAAUUUGAGUUAUUCGCGUAACAGUUCGGCCCUGGCAGCUGCCCGUCAGCUGUUGGAAAACGAACUGGACUCGAUUCGUCAAGCUGGAACUUUUAAACACGAAAGAGUCAUUACGUCCAAACAGGCUGUCACUGUUCAAGUUCAAGGACAGCUUCAACCUCUACUCAAUUUCUGCGCUAAUAAUUACCUGGGCCUUUCGAGCCAUCCAGAUGUUAUCCAAGCCGGCAAAGAAGCUUUAGAUAAUUACGGAGCGGGACUGAGCAGCGUUCGUUUCAUUUGCGGAACUCAGGACAUUCACAAGGUGUUGGAGAAGAAGAUUGCGGAAUUUCACGGCCGCGAAGACGCCAUUCUCUAUCCGAGCUGUUUCGAUGCUAAUGCCGGACUUUUCGAGGUCCUUCUCACUCCCGAUGACGCCGUCAUUUCAGACGAACUUAAUCACGCCUCCAUCAUCGACGGCAUCCGGCUCUGCAAGGCUAAGAAAUUUCGUUACAAACACAAGGACAUGGCUGAUUUGGAAGAGAAAUUAAAGUCAAGUCAAAAUUCACGAAUGCGACUGAUUGUGACGGAUGGAGUGUUUAGCAUGGACGGCAACGUGGCACCGCUGAAAGAAAUUGGACAGUUGGCUGACCAGUACAAUUCAAUGAUCUUUAUCGACGAAUGUCACGCCACCGGUUUUUUCGGCGCCACCGGCAGGGGAACGGAGGAGUAUUUCGGUCUUUCCAACCGAGUUGACAUCAUUAAUUCAACUCUGGGCAAAGCUUUGGGUGGAGCGGCCGGUGGCUACACGACCGGCCCCAAAGAAUUGAUUCACCUUCUACGACAACGAUCCAGGCCGUACCUUUUCUCCAAUUCACUUCCGCCGCCGGUCGUCGCCGUAGCUCAAAAGGCCCUGGAAUUGGUCAUGGGAGGAUCGGGAUUAUCACAAAAAGUGGCGGCUAACACGACACGAUUCCGCCAAGGGAUGACAUCGGCUGGAUUCAAAAUCUUGGGCGAGAAUCAUCCCAUUUGCCCAGUUUUCUUGGAGGACGCUAAAUUAGCUUCUACCAUGGCCGAGCGGAUGCUGAGUCGAGGGAUCUACGUGAUUGGAUUCAGCUAUCCUGUGGUACCUAAAGGGAAAGCACGAAUUCGCGUGCAAAUCUCGGCUGCUCAUUCGUUUGACGACAUCGACCGGACCAUCGAGGCUUUCAUUUCUGUUGGCCGCGAGUUGGGCGUCAUCCACUGAAAAAAAGAACCAAAGACAACACGCACAAGUUUCUCCAUCAACCAAUCACGGAUUUUUUCAAAAACAAAAAAAAAUUCAAUUGUAUUUUGAGCGCGACAAAAAGACAAAGCUAUUAUUUAAAAAGGGACUAGUUAAAAUAAAGGUUUGUCAAGUUGGCAACUACUA
Daphnia pulicaria is the source of this 1533-nucleotide messenger RNA. It is a transcript of the gene Gcat, whose product is annotated as 2-amino-3-ketobutyrate coenzyme A ligase, mitochondrial-like. The transcript has 9 exons. The record is from RefSeq and is a predicted model, not a curated record. Gene Ontology annotation, biological process: L-threonine catabolic process; biosynthetic process. Gene Ontology annotation, molecular function: pyridoxal phosphate binding; glycine C-acetyltransferase activity. Lineage: Eukaryota; Metazoa; Arthropoda; Branchiopoda; Diplostraca; Daphniidae. Bases 94 to 1368 code for a protein of 424 amino acids.